Messenger RNA from Pygoscelis adeliae (Adelie penguin), 446 nucleotides. RefSeq names its product NADH dehydrogenase (ubiquinone) 1 alpha subcomplex, 8, 19kDa (gene NDUFA8). The transcript is spliced from 3 exons. The record is from RefSeq and is a predicted model, not a curated record. NCBI's taxonomy places the organism in Eukaryota, Metazoa, Chordata, Aves, Sphenisciformes, Spheniscidae. Gene Ontology annotation, biological process: mitochondrial electron transport, NADH to ubiquinone. Bases 1 to 336 code for a protein of 111 amino acids.
AUGACCCGUUUUCUUUCUGCACUCUCUUACAGGAAGAUUAAGAAGCACUGUGCGGAGCCAUUUACUGACUACUGGACGUGCAUUGACUAUACCAACUUGCAGGAGCUCCGUCGAUGCCGAAAGCAGCAGGCAGUAUUUGAUGACUGUGUGCUGGAGAAGUUGGGUUGGGUGAGACCUGAUCUGGGACAGCUGUCUAAGGUUACAAAAGUGAAGACAGACCGUCCUAUGCCUGAGAAUGCCUAUCAUUCUAGACCUAGACCAGAGCCAAAUCCACCCAUUGAAGGAGAGCUGAAGCCUUCUCUGUUUGGCAGUAGGCUCUUUUUCUGGUCCUGGUAAAGCGGGCAGGCUGUGCUGUAACUAAAGUGCAAAGAUGUAUUGCUUGCAAAUGUAAAUCGUCCAGUAUGCGUUGGGUGUAACUUUAAUGAUUAAAGAACCCCAGACCGUUA